AUGUUGACAGAAGUUGCACGAUAUCUCACAUUCCAAGGAUUUAAAGUGAUUGCAUACCUGCCCAAUAGAGAUAUCAAGCUUAAAUAUAAUGCAUGUACGCCAGCAUCAGAUGAGCUCAACCAGGAAUUGGAACAGCUUGCUAUCCAGGACUAUGCACGAAUGGAGAACCAUAAAGUAUUUCAUGAUAUAGACAGUUUGUUGGAGUUUGUCACCAUCAAUUGGCGUGAAAACUAUGUCAUCUCCCACAUUGAUGACAUCUCGAUGCUCAAAGCGUUGCAAAAGCGACCAUUUUUCUUGCAUAUCUCAAUUGACGCGCCCAUUUAUUUGCGAUAUAAGAGAUCUAGACAGUACCACAAGACAUUGGAUGAAUUUGUUAUGGAGAAUGAUGAGGCAUUGUUCAAUGUCAAAUCACCAUUGCUAGAAAUAAAUAAUCAGGCGCAGGUCAAAAUCAUCAACACCUCAAGCUCAACAAAGGAUUUGUUUAUUAAAUUAUCAGAGUUGAAUUUGCUCGACCCCACGCGGUUACGACCGAACUGGGACUCGUAUUUCAUGAGACUAGCUGAUUUGGCUGCAUUGAGAUCAAACUGCAUGAAGAGAAGAGUUGGGUGUGUGAUUGUUAGAGAAAAUAGAGUUGUUGCAACAGGUUACAAUGGUACUCCAAGACAUUUGUUGAAUUGUAACGAAGGUGGAUGUUCAAGGUGUAACCAGGGCCAAGGCAGCGGUGCAAACUUAUCCACGUGUCUCUGUCUACAUGCCGAGGAGAAUGCAUUAUUGGAAGCUGGAAGGGACAGAAUCAGAGAUGAGAGUGUUUUGUAUUGUAAUACUUGUCCAUGCCUUACAUGCUCCAUAAAAAUUGUGCAAAGUGGUAUUCGUGAAGUGGUUUAUGCACAAAGCUACUCAAUGGAUGAACAAAGCCACAAAGUCAUGAGCGAUGCAAACAUUAUCCUUCGACAAUACCAACCGCCAGUAGACGGUAUAUUUAUUUAA
Molecule: messenger RNA, 987 nt
Organism: Lodderomyces elongisporus
Lineage: Eukaryota; Fungi; Ascomycota; Pichiomycetes; Serinales; Debaryomycetaceae
Gene: DCD1
Product: deoxycytidine monophosphate deaminase
Exons: 2
Coding region: 1-987 (328 amino acids)
Cellular component (GO): cytoplasm
Molecular function (GO): hydrolase activity; zinc ion binding
Source: RefSeq, a predicted model, not a curated record